Messenger RNA from Melanaphis sacchari, 753 nucleotides. It is a transcript of the gene Rpb5, whose product is annotated as DNA-directed RNA polymerases I, II, and III subunit RPABC1. Gene Ontology annotation, cellular component: RNA polymerase II, core complex; RNA polymerase I complex; RNA polymerase III complex. Lineage: Eukaryota; Metazoa; Arthropoda; Insecta; Hemiptera; Aphididae. The record is from RefSeq and is a predicted model, not a curated record. Gene Ontology annotation, molecular function: DNA binding; DNA-directed RNA polymerase activity. Bases 133 to 738 code for a protein of 201 amino acids. The transcript has 6 exons. Gene Ontology annotation, biological process: DNA-templated transcription.
UAUAGUCUAGUGGCUAGUCUACAAUUUGGCAUUUACCUCUGCGGUGUAGUGCUGUUGUAGUGUUGUAGUUUAACGUUUAUUCUGUGACAAACCGUAAGUCGUGAGGCUAUUUUUACGUUUGUAAACUGCAAAAUGGAUGAUGAGUGUGAAUCAUACAAACUAUGGCGUAUUAGAAAAACCGUUAUGCAGCUUUGCCAUGACAGAGGUUAUUUAGUCACACAGGAUGAAUUGGAUCAAACCUUAGAACAGUUUAAAGAACAAUUUGGCGAUAAACCAAGUGAAAAAAGACCUGGGCGUAGUGAUUUAAUAGUGCUUGUGGCACAUAAUGAUGAUCCUACAGAUCAAAUGUUUGUUUUCUUUCCUGAAGAACCAAAAAUUGGUAUAAAAACUAUAAAAACUUACUGCCAGAGAAUGCAAGAAGAAACCAUUACUCGAGCCAUUAUUGUUGUUCAACAAGGAAUGACUCCAAGUGCAAAACAAUCUUUAGUCGAUAUGGCUCCUAAAUACAUAUUGGAACAGUUUUUGGAAUCUGAACUUCUAAUUAAUAUAACUGAACAUGAACUAGUACCUGAACACAUUGUUUUGACACCAGAUGAGAAACAAGAACUUUUAUGCAGAUACAAAUUAAAGGAAAACCAGCUUAUGAGAAUUCAAGUUGGUGAUCCAGUUUCUCGUUACUUUGGCUUAAAAAGAGGACAAGUAAGAUCUAAUAUAAUUUAUAAUAACAGGCAAUGCUAAUCAUUCAAUUUAUUA